Ziziphus jujuba (common jujube) is the source of this 3279-nucleotide messenger RNA. Its product is annotated as probable GTP diphosphokinase RSH2, chloroplastic. The transcript has 6 exons. Gene Ontology annotation, cellular component: chloroplast. The coding region runs from base 862 to 3102 and encodes 746 amino acids. The record is from RefSeq and is a predicted model, not a curated record. NCBI's taxonomy places the organism in Eukaryota, Viridiplantae, Streptophyta, Magnoliopsida, Rosales, Rhamnaceae. Gene Ontology annotation, biological process: guanosine tetraphosphate metabolic process.
UAUCAAACACAAAACCACUCUUUCAAGGAAAUGAAAAACCCCUAAAACUACUUAUCUUUGUUGGAAAACAGCAAGGUGGAGGAACUUGUACCUUUCCGUUAUUUCAGGUACAUCCGAAGGGUGAUAAUGUAAAUACGAUGUAUGCUUUCCCUGGCCGCUAAUCAAUAACCAGUUCAGAAAAAAGACAGAGAGAGGCAGACAAAAUCAAAGACGGAGUAACUCCUCUGUACAUUUCCAAGCGUCUUUGACUCUCUUUCCUCGGAAAUUAGGUGUUCGGGCUUUUUUUUUUUUUUUUUUUUUUUUUUUGGUACAUAUUGCUAUUUGUUCUAUAUAUUUGUAAAUACUGUAGCUCAAUUCUUUCCUCUUUUAUACAAUUAAAAAAAAAAACCGCGCGGUCUCUCGAAUAAUUCUUUCUUUAGAAUAUAUAAUCAUUUUUUUGACUCUGUAUCGUCUUUUUCAUAAUUAGGCACCCCAAGAAAAAAAAAAUAAAAAAAAAAUUACUGGGUCUUUAGGAAGAAAUUCGUUCAUUUGGCUUUGAAAAAAUUGUUGGGUGUUUGAGGUAAUUAACAGUAUUUUUUGGCAAAUUUAUUGGCUGUCGUGGAAUUUUUCUCAGUUUGAAUCUUCUUGGGUUCGAUAUGUUGUAACUGUGCACAAAGAGAGAAAAAAUAGUUGGGUAUCUGGUAUACCGGUCAGUUUUUGAGAAAAAAUAAUUUUUUUUGUUUGGUUUCUCUGAAACAAGUGGGUUCUACGGAGAAAAAUCAUUGGGUCUCCGAGGAAAAUUCAAUUGGACUUGAAGGUCUGUUGAUCUGAACCCCUUUUUAUCAGAGUUCCAGAUUUUGAAAGAAGCAAAAGAAGAAGGCCAUGGCUGUCCCAACAAUAGCACUAUACGCGAGCCCGCCGAGCAGUGUUUGCUCGACGCCACACCCAUGCCAGAUCAAUGCGCACGCGUCCUACGAUUUCGAAUUGGGGUCUCGAUCUUCGACUCCGGCGCCGUCGACGGCAUCUACGUCACAGAAGCCGGUAGUCGGCGGGCUUUCGUGCCUCUUCUCUUCCCAUUCGGUGAAGCACGCUUCGUCAUCUUCGAGCUUUUCAGGUGGGGGAGAAGAAUUGGGUUCGCUGUGGCACGACAGAGGGGAAGAAUUGAAGGAAUUGGGUGGCUCUUUUCGCUAUUCACCAAGUAAAUUUAAUGGGGCUUCUUUGAGCAGGGACCAGAGCCCGGUAUCGGUGCUUCAGGGACCUGUUUCGUGUAGCAGUAGUGGGGUUUCAGGUUCAGCGAGAAGUCCACCGACGAAGAUUGCUCGUGAAAAGAGUAGUAGUGGAGAUAUUAAUUUGCAGAAUUCAUAUAGAGGUGGAAGUAGCGGAUUGUUUAAUGGGUUCGUGAGGGGUGCGUUGGGAUCGUCGUGCGUCGAUUACGAUUCGCCGAGCUUUGAGGUGCGAGGGGAAGCUUUGAAUUUGGGUUCAUCGACUGCGCUCGUCGAUGAAUUGACAUUCAAUAUGGAAGAUGGGUUCCUGGAGAGCAACUCUGAGCCAUAUGCUAAAGAUUUGCUUCUGGCUGCCCAAUCACAGCACAAGAUAUUCUGUGAAGAAUUUGUUGUGAAGGCUUUCUAUGAGGCAGAGAAAGCGCAUAGAGGGCAGAUGCGACAAAGCGGCGAUCCAUAUUUGCAGCAUUGUGUGGAAACUGCAGUGCUACUCGCAUUGAUAGGUGCUAAUUCCACAGUAGUCGCUGCAGGUCUUUUACAUGACACGCUUGACGAUUCUUUUAUGAGUUAUGACUAUGUAUUUGGGACAUUUGGAGCAGGGGUUGCAGAUUUAGUUGAAGGGGUGUCUAAGCUAAGUCAAUUGAGCAAGCUUGCACGUGAUAACAAUACAGCAAGUAAAACAGUUGAAGCAGAUCGCCUCCAUACUAUGUUUCUUGCCAUGGCAGAUGCUAGGGCUGUCCUCAUUAAAUUGGCAGAUCGAUUGCAUAAUAUGAUGACACUUGAUGCACUGCCAUGGGCUAAGCAACAGAGGUUUGCAAAAGAAACUUUGGAGAUUUUUGUGCCCUUGGCCAAUCGUUUAGGAAUAUCUAGCUGGAAGGAGCAGCUGGAAAAUUUAUGCUUUAAGCAUCUCAACCCUGAUCAUCAUGAAGAACUGUCUUCUAAGCUUCUGGAGUCAUUUGAUGAAGCAAUGGUUACGUCUGCUAUAAAGAAGCUUGAAACAUCUCUUAAGGAUAAAAACAUAUCUUAUCAUGAUCUCUACGGACGCCAUAAGAGCUUGUAUAGCAUUUACAGCAAAAUGUUGAAAAAGAAGCUUAACAUGGAUGAGAUUCUUGAUAUUCAUGGACUCCGUUUGAUUGUUGAAAAUGAAGAAGACUGCUAUAAAGCAUUGGGAGUUGUUCACGAGUUGUGGUCUGAGGUACCAGGAAAGCUCAAGGACUAUAUAAUUCAUCCCAAAUUUAAUGGGUACCAAUCUCUACACACUGUAGUGAUGGGUGAAGGUACGGUUCCCCUUGAAGUUCAAAUUCGAACAAAGGAGAUGCAUUUGCAAGCGGAGUUUGGAUUUGCAGCUCACUGGAGGUACAAAGAAGGUGAGUGUAAGCACUCUUCAUUUGUGCUUCAGAUGGUCGAGUGGGCACGAUGGGUUGUUACCUGGCAGUGCGAGGCAAUGAGCAGAGACCGAUCGUCCAUCGGUUAUGCUGAUUCAAUCAAGCCGCCUUGCACAUUCCCUUCUCAUUCUGAUGAUUGUCCAUAUUCUUACAAGCCUCAUUGCGGGCCAGAUGGGCCAGUGUUUGUCAUCAUAAUCGAGAAUGAUAAGAUGUCAGUGCAAGAGUUUCCUGCAAACUCAACAAUGAUGGAUCUGUUAGAAAGAUCAGGAAGAGGAAGCUUGAGAUGGACACCUUAUGGGUUCCCAUUGAAAGAAGAACUGAGACCAAGGCUGAACCAUCAACCAGUGAGUGAUACCAUGUGCAAGGUGAAAAUGGGGGAUGUGGUGGAGCUGACUCCAGCAAUACCAGAUAAGUCUUUAACAGAAUACAGGGAAGAAAUCCAGCGAAUGUAUAACCGUGGCUCAACUGUAUCAAGUGCAGGUCCUGCUACGAAUAGUGUGGUUGGCUGGAGAAGUUGACCCUUGUUUUACCAUGUAGCCUAUAUUCUUGUUUUACCUUGUAGUAGUAUUCUAUGUAGUGAAAAUUCCCCUGUUCUUGUACAUAAGUGAUGAAUAUUUGUACAAAACUGCCAUAUGGUUCUGCUAUUUAAUGACACUAACUGGGUCAAACAUUAUAUACAUUUAUUUUUAGAGGUC